This is a messenger RNA of Culex quinquefasciatus (southern house mosquito), 2815 nucleotides long. RefSeq names its product somatostatin receptor type 2. Bases 580 to 2124 code for a protein of 514 amino acids. Gene Ontology annotation, cellular component: membrane; neuron projection. Lineage: Eukaryota; Metazoa; Arthropoda; Insecta; Diptera; Culicidae. The transcript has a single exon. The record is from RefSeq and is a predicted model, not a curated record. Gene Ontology annotation, molecular function: peptide binding; somatostatin receptor activity. Gene Ontology annotation, biological process: G protein-coupled receptor signaling pathway.
CGUGCCGGUCGGACGAACCCUGAAGAAUACUGUGCGUGGUUGCCUCUUUGUGAGUGGAGUUUGAAUUUCUUCUAGAAUUGUAGAGUGAGACAGUUUGGCUGGAAAGUGUGAGAAGACGCCGAUCAGUAUUUGGCCAUAAAUAACUUUCGCGGCAAGUGUUGUUUACUCAAGUGUUUGUCGGAUCGUUGACAGGAUAAAGAACGUCGUGUUGAACACCUUGGACGCAUCAAACUCCCGCGUGCGCGUGGGGGAUCCGUAACAUGUGAACACGAAAAUAGAUUAUGGAAGAUGGUUCGCUCCGCCAGGUGUUGAGAUAUUAAUCCCAUAAACAUGAGUUGUUUUGACUGCCGGUAGACGGUGACGAUGGUUUGGGGAAGUGAACAGCCGCGUGUUUGUUUGUGGAUUUCAACCGCCGAGAUGUGCGCGGUGGUUUGAGUCACUAAUGAGUGAAGAAAUAAACAAGCCGGCCGCAGCGCUUUGGUCGUUUAUUUUGUGACCUGUCGAAGAGAUAUUCCGCACGCGCGAUUUGAGAAGAACUCUAGUGUGAUGUGCGAAUCAGUUUGAGUUAUUGCGAGUGAAAUGGAACAGCAGUGGAACGGUACAGUGAGCUUGGAGAUGGAUAACGUAACGUACGGGGUUUCGACGGCGAGUCCGAUGGGUGUGGUGACUCCGGGGAUGUCACCCCCUUCGGUGGUGGGUGGAUUGCCGUUCCCAUCGGAGCUGCUGACACUGAUCCGUCAGUCGGCGACGGUGUCUGCUUCAGGCAAUCUGUCCUACCUGCUGAGUAACUUCACCCGAGCCCUUACGUCAACGGGGACGGAUUUUAAUUUAUCACGACGCUAUCCGUACCCUUAUGCGUUCUUUCCGUUCUACAACGACUCGGUGUAUGAGAUUUGCCCGUCGAUACAGAUGCCCAUUGGGAAUUUGAUCUCGAUGAUUCUGUACGCGGUCGUGGCCAUCAUUGGGCUGUUCGGGAACACGCUGGUGAUUUAUGUGGUGCUGCGUUUCUCCAAGAUGCAAACCGUUACCAACAUGUACAUCCUGAACCUGGCCAUCGCGGACCAGUGCUUUCUGAUAGGGAUUCCAUUUCUCAUCACGACAAUGCACCUGGGCGAGUGGACGUUCGGCAAUGUGAUGUGCAAGGCCUACAUGGUAUCGACGUCGAUAACCCAGUUCACCUCGUCAAUCUUUCUGUUCAUAAUGUCCGCCGACCGGUACAUCGCGGUUUGCCACCCCAUUUCAUCGCCACGGUUCCGGACACCACUGGUAUCGAAGAUAGUCUCGGCCAUCGCUUGGACCGCCUCCGCUAUGAUCAUGCUGCCGGUCCUUCUCUACAGCAACACGAUACCACGUGAAAAGGAUAAACUUUCCUGCAACAUUGUGUGGCCCUCGGAAAACGCCGGCAAUUCGGGCACAACCUUCACCCUGUACUCCCUCAUCCUAGGCUUCGCCAUCCCGCUGUCGUUAAUUUUAAUGUUCUACUACUUGGUGAUCCGCAAACUACGCACGGUGGGCCCAAAGAGCAAAUCCAAGGAGAAGAAACGCUCUCACCGCAAAGUCACCAAGCUCGUCCUCACCGUGAUAACCGUGUACGUCCUCUGCUGGCUACCCUACUGGAUCUCCCAGGUGGCCCUCAUCAACUCCCCGCCAGACGUGUGCAAAUCCCGCCUCGAAAUCACCGUCUUCGUCCUCGUCAGCUGUCUCGGCUACUCCAACUCCGCCAUGAACCCCAUCCUGUACGCCUUUCUUUCGGACAACUUCAAGAAGAGCUUCCUCAAGGCGUGCACCUGCACCAAGGGCAAAGACAUCAACGCCCAACUCCAGAUCGAAAACAGCUUCUUCCCUCGGUUCGGCCGGAACCGGGGCUCCGAGCGGGGCAACUCCACCAAAAUCCUGCACGCCGGCCGCCAGAAGGUCGCAGACCAGAACCACCCGAACGACCCCGUCAACGGCAACAACAACAACAACAACCCGGCCAGCGGAAUGCGAACCAGCGGAAACGGAACCACCACGACCACGGUGACGACCACCACGACGGGGGGCGGAACGUCCACGUCGAACGUGGUGCCCAUCGCGAGCAAAAUCCUCGACGCGAGACCCCCCGUGCUGCACACGGAUUUAUAAACCGUUUGUGUGAGUGUGUGUGAUUGUGUAGGUUUAUGUGUACUUUACAGCUUUGUGCACAAAAUAUCAACAUCGAACGCGUGAGGGCAUGUGUGUGCGAGGGUGAAAUUGUCUGGAAUAAAUUUAGAUACUAAAAAAGCAAACACACACACACACACGUACUCAAACUCACUCAGGACUUGCAUGCGAAGAGUGCAGCAAGUUCAACAAAACCAUGCAAUUAAAAACGGAAUCAUACAAUGUGUGUGUUGUCUGUGAAUGAACGGAGCAAAAACUCCCGGUACAAAUGAUUGGUACACGGUGACAUCGGAGCCGGGGAUCAGCUCAGCGCAAAUAUUCGAUAUUCCGUGAAAAAAAAUUUCAUCAUGUUCCUUUUAGCUUAUUUUUUUUUUCCUGCGACUCAUAGAAAUGAACCCAAGUUGCAAUUUGCCGAUGUUUUGCUGUCUGAUUACGGUUCGGUCUAGGAUUUUUUUUUCCGCCAUUCACGUGAGUCGUGAAAGUUGUUCAGAUAUUGGAUUCUGCUAUUACGAAGAAUAGGGUUUGCCUUCCUCGCUGAAGAUAAUCUAAAAAAAAAAAUCAAAAAUGAUGUUUUUUUCUUUUACAUCUCAUUUAAUACAUACUUUUUGAAAUGUAAUAAAAUGAGUAUUUCCAAAUGACGAAAUAAAUUCGAGACGUUUUGAGUUGAGGCCAU